This is a messenger RNA of Doryrhamphus excisus (bluestripe pipefish), 2695 nucleotides long. RefSeq names its product autophagy related 4D, cysteine peptidase a (gene atg4da). Lineage: Eukaryota; Metazoa; Chordata; Actinopteri; Syngnathiformes; Syngnathidae. Gene Ontology annotation, cellular component: cytoplasm. Gene Ontology annotation, molecular function: cysteine-type endopeptidase activity; protein-phosphatidylethanolamide deconjugating activity. Gene Ontology annotation, biological process: protein processing; C-terminal protein lipidation; piecemeal microautophagy of the nucleus. The record is from RefSeq and is a predicted model, not a curated record.
GCGGAGCGUUGAGAAGACAUCCGGAAGUCUGUUUCUUAAGGGAAGAGAAUUAGCUAUGUAUCGGCAGGUAUUUCCGGCUAUAUGUCUAAAGUAUGUUGUUUUAAAUGUAUGAACUUUGAAUUAUUGUCUUUGUGUCGGUGUUGUGUGAAGGUCUAUGCGGUAUUGCGGCAGUCCAGCUUGACCGCCAACUGGGUUUACGCCAGUUGAGGUAGUGCUGAUGUCGGCUAGCUUUAGCAAGCUAAUAGUACGGCGAAUUAAACAGCACUGAAACGGUCGGUGAACCAAGAGGGAAUCGCCAAAAUGAACCUACGUACAACUUUCUGAUCGACCAGUUUAACGGAUGUUCAGUGUUGCAAUGAGGAGCUCCAGAGUCCAACUCUGACUGCUCCAGGCCAUGAACUCUGUUUCCCCAAGUGCAGUGCAGUACGCUGGUGGAGUGAUGCACAAUGAACUGGUGGACGGUCGGCGGCAGCAGUCCGGUGCACAGCAGGGCAGCUAUGGACUCAGACCGCCACAGAGUCCAGAUCCGAGCAAAGAAGCAGCAGAGGAGCCAGAGGAGAUGGAUAAGCUCAAAGCCAAAAUCAUGUCAGCAUGGAACAACGUCAAAUAUGGGUGGACCGUGAAAUCAAAAACCACCUUCAAUAAAGUUUCACCAGUUACUCUCCUGGGGUACUCCUAUCUGCUCUGCAGUGAAGAUCAAGUGGAGCAGUUUCGUAUGGCCUUCGUGUCCCGGAUUUGGCUGACCUACAGACGGGAGUUCCCUCAGCUGGAGGGCUCCAGUUGGACCACAGACUGUGGCUGGGGCUGUAUGCUGCGUAGCGGCCAGAUGCUGCUGGCUCAGGGCCUCGUGGUUCAUUUGUUGCCCAGAGACUGGACUUGGCCAGAUGCUCAACAGCUAACUGAUGUGGACUUUGAAGUCUUUCGAACACGUUCACCAGUGAGGGUCGCUGGGGUCCCCAUCCCCUCUUUUGGCUCUCCACGAGUAAACGGCACUCCUGAAAAGAUUCUGCCAAGCGAUCCAACGCUCAGAUCCAGCCAGAGGAAGAGGCCAGAGUCUACAAGGGAUCGACAAGCCGAGCCCAUCCACCACAAGCUGCUCACCUGGUUUGGUGAUCAACCACCAGCACCUUUUGGGGUCCACCAGCUGGUGGGAAUAGGCAGGAGUUUUGGAAAGAAAGCUGGCGACUGGUAUGGCCCCUCCAUAGUGGCACAUAUACUGCGGAAAGCUGUGGCCAAAACCACUGUUGUCCACAACUUAGUUGUGUAUGUGGCUCAGGAUUGUACAGUGUACAAGGAGGACGUAGCACAUCUAUGUGAUCCGUCAUUCAGCCAGACUCCCCCAGAACCCGACAACCAAGUCUGGAAAUCAGUCAUCAUACUGGUGCCUGUUCGUCUGGGCGGGGAGGCCCUCAACCCAUCUUACAUUGAAUGUGUCAAGAACAUCCUGAAGCUGGAAUGUUGUAUUGGAAUCAUUGGUGGCAAACCAAAGCACUCACUCUACUUUGUUGGGUUCCAAGAUGAGCAGCUGCUGUAUUUAGACCCUCACUACUGCCAGCCUAUGGUAGAUGUCACUCAAGUCAACUUCCCACUGGAGUCGUUCCACUGUACUUCUCCCAAAAAGAUGCCCUUCACUCGUAUGGAUCCCAGCUGCACCAUUGGCUUUUACGCUAGGAACAAGAAAGACUUUGAGUCUUUGUGUUCUGCUGUUAGUUUGGCUCUGUCGUCAUCAGCGGAGAAGUACCCCAUCUUCACUUUUGUGGAGGGCCAGGGUCAGGACUAUGGACUUGAGGGUCAGAGUAGUAACCACAGUGGCCAAGCGCCUCACAUCCUGCCCCCUGGCAAAUCAGGUCGAGUCCAUAACAGAAGACACAGUGAUGACUUUGUCUUCCUGUGAGGCUGUUGAUGGCAAAAGUAGGACACACACACAAUAUGACUCGGAAACACAAACUAGUUGUAUUCUAUUUAUCUUCAACUCUGCCAGGCAUUGUGGGUUUUAUAAGCUAACAGACAUCCAUUUGCCAUUUAGGUAAAAACAUUACUUUGAGAUACUUGAAGCAUCAUCUCAAACCUAACGUAUCUCAAAGUCCACUUUGGUAGACUUAGAGUACUCCUUUAGUCUCACCUGGCCCAAACUGGUCAUAUUUAACUCGUAAGGGUCGCUACAGGGACAAUGGCGCUGUUCCACCCCUUACUAAAAUGUGGAAGGAAAACUUGUAUUAUGAAGCAGUCUGGUGUCAUCUCCUUUGUAUAUGUAGUUGUUUAGCUAUUUAUCAACUGUAUGAAUGUGUGUGUGAAAAUGUGAGUGCAUGAAUAGUUGCUGGUGGUAAAAAAAAUGUCUACACUUGAACGUCUUGAGCUGCUGUAAUUUUAUUUUAAUGCUGUUUGUCACAAUAGCUCACUCAAGAUCCCAUUCUUUAUCUGCCACUCAGUUAUUUCCAUACCUAGAAAGUCAGGUUUUUUCCCCCUCAGCAAUACUCUCUCUAAACAUGGGGAUAAAUUGGGAGACUCAGAAUCAUCUGGGCUUUUUUUUUUUUUUUUUUAAAUAAGAAGCCUACCACUUAUAGGCUCCAGCAUACCCCUGUGUCACUAGUGAGGAUUAAGCAGCAUAGAAAAUGAAUGAAUGACGCCUACUACUGAUAUUUUUUGUUGCUAAUUAAAUUUCACUGGAAUUACACUUCAACUGUAUAUCAUCCUC